This is a messenger RNA of Ostrinia furnacalis (Asian corn borer), 3448 nucleotides long. RefSeq lists its product as uncharacterized. The record is from RefSeq and is a predicted model, not a curated record. The coding region runs from base 398 to 2680 and encodes 760 amino acids. The transcript has 3 exons. Lineage: Eukaryota; Metazoa; Arthropoda; Insecta; Lepidoptera; Crambidae.
AGAAACGUCAAAACCGUCCACCAUUGCUCCUAUCAUGUCACCGUUCCGUCACUAAAUGCCCGUACGAUCAUAAAACUAAGGCGGUCUUGCUGCCAUGCACAAAAUCAAGAUUUUCAGAUCUUGAAAUGCGGUGAUAUUCUACGAUCAAAUCAAGUCCGGUUUUUUUAUUCAGCCAAAAUUGACAAAAUCUCUUCUAGGGAAGCCAAAUUUUAAGUUGCGCACAAACCAUAAGCGUUUCGGACUUCGUACGGGCCACAAAUUCUCCAUCUUUGUUUCAAUUUUAUUAUUAUACGCUAUAUAGCUCGCUCGGGCUAAGGCACCAUACUUAAGCCAUAUCUUGGUUACAAGACAGGUGAAUCGUUGUACAGAUAUAAUUUUUAUAAAGUUUUACUAAGCGAUGGCUGAGGAUAAGGUUGAAAGUGUAGCCACUGGGCUGCAGGAGUUGUCCCUUUUGUCUUUCCGAACGGUCGACGAUGUUAAGCGACUGGCGAGGCAUUUCCGGAACGUCGUCAACCAUCCUCUAACGCAAGAGAACCAAAGCAUUCUCAACUACUUGAAGAAUCUGGACGAAACACACCGCAAAGUGUUUCUCCAGAAACGGGAGGGGGUUGAAGUGGAAUACAUUUUCACGACGGAAAAGAAAAGCAGCUUGCAGCGCCAACGUUUUAACAGCUUGCCGGUUAGCGAAGUGCCUGAACUGCUGAAGGCAGAAUUGAGCAAUGCGGAGAACGCAAAACAAGUGCACAUUUGCAUCGAUUGCAAUGUGGAAAUCGAGUUGAAUGACGAAGAACCAUUGAUGGAGUCUUUGCAAAAACAUUUCAACUUGGAAGUCCAUCUGCCUAAGUUGAAACGCGAGAGCAUAGACGUGGCUGAGCCCAUCAUCCUGCCCAAUAUGUCUAGGAGGCUUUCCGCCAUGGAAUGCGGCGAGACUCCCGCUCAGAAUCUGGCUAUGCUCAUCCAAAGACCGGUGGAGAAGUUAGACCGCGCGUUCUCAGCUAAACUCGAAGCGGCGUUGAUCAGGAACUUGCCUGACAACUCUGAGGCCAGCAUCGAUGCCGCUGUCAAGUUCUAUCAGUCGACCUACGAUAAACUUUGCCGAGAAGUGGUGGCGAUAGACUUUUCGACUCAGACAAGCGCGGUCGCCCCUAUUAUCAUGAGUAUUAAAGACAAUGUCUACCAAAAUUUCGCUUCUGACGCCAAUAAGAAUAUUGAUAAUGACGACAACGAUCAGGGAGCCGACAAACCGGUUAAGAAUCAAGUGAAGAAGUACCGCUACUACGGUCCUAUAGAGAAUUUCAUCCUGAAACUGUUAGGCAACCAUAAGCUCCUAUCGUUGGUCGACGAUCGCACCGGCAAGCUGGCAUUCUUCUGCAUGGCCUGCGAGUAUUACACGCUGCGUUUCCGUUACGACAGCGUUCUGAACCACGUGUUCAGCGAAACACACAUUCACAACUUGUCUUGCAUUCUGCAAGCCGAUAAGCACAUUCCAUUUACGAUGGAGGAACGGUCGAUGGAGAAAAUCAAAGAGAUGAACAGGAAGUUUUUAUACGGGCACGAUAUUACGGAGGAUGCGAACGGUCUUAAAUGCGGGCUGUGCAAGACGUCUAUUGAAUCGGUAGAGGCGUCGACUGUGCAUAUACUGGAUGAGAACCAUUUAGCGCGUCUGUCUGAUAAGCUAUUCCGUAGAAUGAAGCUGAACAACCCUGAUGGCGCGAUCCCAGACGAAUGGGGACCUAAAGAUUUGGACUGGACCAAAUUCUUGGGCAGUACCGGGAAACCGCAGAACAAUCGGGACCAUGUAGUGAUCGAGAACUUCAUAAAACCGUCCGGGAAAAUUGCGAACUACUGCACAUGCUGCGACAUGACCUUGAAAGGGCCGAGGCAAGUGUUGUUCAACCACAUCCGGCAGAAGAAACAUUUGCGGAACGCAGCGCCGCACAAACUGUCUCUACUCUAUAAAAACUACUGCCGCCCUGCGGAGUAUUUCGCUAGCUUCGGCAAUUUCUACGCGUGCAUGUUGUGUACUAAAUACGUCGCUGUGCCGUCUUUUUCCGCGAUCGUAGAGCACUUUGAGAGCCCGAUGCAUGUUGAAUCUAUCGCCAAAACUGUCCGCUCGGCUAUGUACCCCGAUUCAGUUGAUCGCGACAUUCUUCUGCUGAACAAAAUCGCGGUGUCUCAAGGGGGAAUAUGGUGCAAUUUUUGCAGUGUCCCUUUCCAGUCGAUUCAGGAAGCGAUCACGCAUAUACUAACCAGUGUAGAUCACCAGAACUUGGCUGCUGAAGCGAAGAUAACCGCGAAUAGAGGGGACAUAAUAAGCGUCUAUAUGCGAGGCAACUACAUACUAUACACUGAAGGCAGUACCUUCAGUUGCGUAGUCUGCCAGUGCGUCUUUAGUUCCAUUCGCUCCUUGCUGGCCCAUUUGGUGUACGCCGAUCAUUUCGUGGAGAAACCGUCUUCAGAAUGCGUCUUCCGUUUCUAUUUGGAGUUGAAGCAUAAUAUAGGGAUGUUGGGGCGAAAUAAGUACGUGUAUUACGACUUUGGGAAACUGCGCUGUGGCGUGUGUGAGGCGGAUGUUUUAGAGGGAGAGAACGCGAAGAAACACGUUGUGUCUCAACGUCAUAGGGAAUCGAUGGGUGCCAGCUAUGUGAACGUUAGUUUGGACGCAUCUGCAGUGGAGUAAGGAUAUGUGUGUUGUCAGCCGCUGGAUUGGGGUCCGAGAAGAAAUUAGAUUUUAUUAUACAUAGAUAGACUACAAAAUAAUGCGGAAAAAUAAUACACAUAAUUUUGGAACGACUACACUCUGCCUGUUUUGUGAGUUUUUUAAUUUGAUUUUAUGGCUUGGCUUAUAUCAUAAAAUAUGCAUGUUUUUAUAAUGAAAUACCCUCAAAAAUGUAUUAAAAAGUACUUGCCACCAUAAUUUGGACCUCAUUACGUUUUAAAAAGGUUCAUUUUGACAAAAAAAUGUGCUAUGUCAGGGACCGUUUUGCCUGUCGGUUAGUGUUGCCAGUAUUUUAAGCUUUAUUGAGUUGUAACAAGUAUCAAAAUCAACGAAAAAAUGUUCUAUGUAAAGUCUAGUUUUUUAAGUCGUUGUGAAGUAAUGUAUAUUAUUUUUGUGACAUUAUACAUAAAGUUAUAUGUUUGGGUCAGGAUUUUGAUUUGAGAAUGCAGAUUAAAAGAUUCAGUAAAUAUAGAAUAAUGCCUUAUUUCACCAUGAAUCCCUAAUUUACUAGACUUUGAAACCUGCGUUCUCUGUCAAAUGCCGACUCGAAUCAAAAGGUCAGUGGUAAUCAGUGUUAAUAAGGCCUAUAAAUGAAUUAUGUACAGAUGGACGUGCACAAACUAAAAUGUGUGUAUUUAAUAGUUUAAUUAUUUACUAUAGUCUGGUCCGUGAGCACGUAGAAUUUUGUCCAAUGACCCCUAGCUACCCAUUCUUAUCGCUCGCGCGUAA